AUGGCGGCAUCACUAUUCACCUUCUCCUCCACUUCUAGAAGAGUCGUCCUAGCUCCAAACUCUCCUCCUCUUCCCAUAUACAUCAAAGCCAUAAAACUCGUCUUCAACCCUGAUAUACCAGAUGUUCAUCGAGGUCUUGGACUUGAUGAUUUUGUCAAUUUCUUAGUCUCCUGCCGACUUCGAUACACAAUCAGUGACGUUCCAUCAGAGUUCUUUCUCGAACAAGUAUGUGAGUUCUACUACACUGCAAUGGUUAAUGAUGAAAACAACGUCAUCUCCGGGACUAUUGGCCGUGGCAGACACUCGGUCUUUAUCACCGCUGACCUCCUCAAUGCUGCGCUCAGGUUACCAAUCUUUGAACCAUUCUGUAAGCUUCCAACUAUUGAACGCUGUCGACGCCUCUUUGAUCAACUGGGCUAUGAUCACUCAAAGGCUGGUGCUCGAUCAGCUCUCAUUCUGCGUCAAUGUAUGACUCCAGGAUGGAAGUUACCAAUCUUUGAACCAUUCUGUAAGCUUCCAACUAUUGAACGCUGUCGAUGUCUCUUUGAUCAACUGGGCUAUGAUCACUCAAAGGCUGGUGCUCGAUCAGCUCUCAUUCUGCGUCAAUGUAUGACUCCAGGAUGGAAGUUCUUCACCGGGGCUCUGUGUAAAUGUGUGGGUCAUAAAUCUCGCAGUGGUGAUCAACUGAGCACUUAUGAGCAACAAGUUGUCUGUUCCCUUCUUCUCAACAAACGUCUUGAUUAUGGGGCUUUCUUCUUUGAUCAGCUUGUCCAACUUCUUCGUGCAAAUGUACGCGCUGAUCAUGUCCCCUUUCCACGCUGGAUUGCUCUUGUCCUGGAUAAAUUUUUCGUUGAAGCCUACUACUCCCACUCUAGAAACCCCAUUCAAUGCCCACGCAUGUUAGUGCGUAUGUAUCAGGAUGAUCCAAUGGAAACUGAUAUUGGCAUCUCUGAUCAAAUGAGAGAAUGGAUCGCAAAUCCAUAUACUGUUCCUUCACUAACCGCUAAUACUGAUGAAGGAGCUGAUGAUAACAACGAAGAUCAUGCUGAUCAACAAGAUAAAACGGUUCACUCAACUCAAGGGGAGCAACCAUCUCACGGGGAGCAACGAUCUCAGGUGGAGCACCCAUCCCAGGGGGCGCAACCUUCUCCGGGGGAGCAACCUCGCUCACACGAAGUUCCAGGUACUCAAUUCCUUCAUAUAUCGGCCUCAGCAUUUAAUGAGCUUCUUACACUGACUCGGGACAUGAGUCAACGUCUUCUACGAAUUGAGGCCGAUGUCCACCAACUGAAGGGAGUUCUUUUGCCAACUCCUUCCCCUGGCCCACAACAUGAUGAUGAUCAAAAAGGGGGAGAAACUGAUGAUGACAAACAAGGGGGAGAAAUUGAUGAUGAUCAAAAGGAGGGAGACAUUGAAUCUGUUGAGCUCGGAUCUGAGGAUAACAUUUUAAACUAG
This is a messenger RNA of Lactuca saligna, 1455 nucleotides long. The record is from the annotation of a GenBank genome assembly. Lineage: Eukaryota; Viridiplantae; Streptophyta; Magnoliopsida; Asterales; Asteraceae.